Messenger RNA from Geodia barretti, 1619 nucleotides. Lineage: Eukaryota; Metazoa; Porifera; Demospongiae; Tetractinellida; Geodiidae. The record is from the annotation of a GenBank genome assembly.
CGAGAAUUUGAAAUAUUGAAAAGGGUGCGAGCGCUCGUGCUGGAAUGGAAGAACCUGCAGAAGAGACAGUAGCGGGGCGUUCAGAGCUGGGAGACGCUGGAGAGGAGAGGGCCCACGAGAUGUCUGCGACGGACGGGGAAGACAGCAGAGUGCCCGCUGCGCCUGACGUCACGUACGACGCCACGCUACUCGAGCAACAUCAGAGCGAGACGACGGCUGGAGGGGAGGGUGGCGGGGAGAGGGGGGCACGGACUAGCGGGACGGCCAAAGAGAAAGCGGUCAGAUUCAAGGAGGAGGUAACAGGUUUGGAAGAAGACCCGCCAAUAGCCAGAGGGGAAGAGGAUAAGAAAGAGAAGGAAGAGGAAGAGAAAGACGAGUGGAUGGACAUUUUGGGGACUGGAGACCUCAAGAAGAAGGUGGUGCGAGAUGGGGGCGGGGUCGAGACACGCCCCACUCCGCUCUCUCGGGUGAGGAUCAGGACGAAGGGGCAGCUGGACAACGGGGCCGUCGUAGACAGACACAGCUCCAUCCCCUUCACUCUCGGAGAUGGAGACGUCCUCCAAGCGUGGGAUCUGUCAGUAUCACUGAUGGAGGUGGGCGAGUUAGCACUGGUUAGAACCAGCCCCAGAUUUGCAUACGGAAGACAAGGAAGAACUCCUGAUAUUCCAGCUAAUGCUAGCAUAACGUAUGAAUUAGAGCUGUUGGAUGUUCAGCCGCCUGUCGACUAUGCCACUGUCACUGAACAGGAGCUUACCACACUUGUGUAAGAACGUUCCGGAAUAUUACGGUUGCAUCAUUACGUUUUGUACUGUGUGUGUGUGUGUGUGUGUUCAGAGAUCGGAAGAGAAUACGAGGAAACGAGUUGUUUCAGAGAAAAGACUACGAACUAGCGGUCAACUCUUACGAUAAGUGAGCCGUGAUUACGAAAAGGGCACCAUAAUCAUUAUCUGAAAACCGAUUGUCUCUCUGUGUGAUGCAGGGCCUUGAAACUAAUUGACAGCUACACUGGAGAGCAUGAGUCCGAAGAGCUGCCUCCUGCCAUCUCAGACAUGCACGUUCGCUGCCUCAACAACUUGGCCGCCGCCUACCUAAAGGUUGAAAGAUACAAAGAGUCUCAAGAAACAUGCCAAAAGGUGCUUGAGAAAGAGCCUGAAAACGUUAAAGCGCUCUUUAGAUAUGGAAAGGUACUGGCUAUACGGGGUGAUUUGUCAGAGGCGGUCAAACAUCUCCAGAAAGCUCUGGAACUUAACCCAGACGAGAGGGCUAUUCAGGUGGAGCUGCAGAAGGCUCAGAAGAAGAAGGACAGGGUGGAGAAGGAGGAGAGGGAAAUGUACAGACGAAUGGUCAGCAACCCUCCCAAGUCAACAGGACGGGCAGAAAACCCCAGACACUCUUUAUGGAAAAGGCUGAUACAGGGGCCUGUUCCCUACCUUGCAGUAGCAGCCGUGGUAGGGAUCGCAGGUAUCGCCAUAGCUUACUACUGGACCCAGACCUAGCACUCUGUCCACAGCCCAGCUCAUUUCUGUAGCUGCUGUUUUAGGAUCCCUCGCUUAAUGAAUCGCCCCUGUUAUUAUAUAUCUAAAUUUGCCAAAAUAUUAUGUGUGCCGGUAUAACUUGUU